Molecule: messenger RNA, 909 nt
Organism: Rodentolepis nana
Lineage: Eukaryota; Metazoa; Platyhelminthes; Cestoda; Cyclophyllidea; Hymenolepididae
Source: the annotation of a GenBank genome assembly
AUGCAUUCAGCUUUCGGCGACAUCAUUUUGGUGCUCAUCGUCUUCAAUCUACCCUUGAUCACAAUGACAAUCCGAUGGGUGAUCAUUGGCAUGAUUCUUAUCAUACCACUUAUGCGGCGUCUUCUUCCUCUUCUUCUUCUCCACAGACGAUCACCAGGGAGGAUUCAAGAAAUUCUGGCUGAAGCAAUUACAGGGGAAAGGAAAAGCACGUCACCAGAAAGAAGGUUUGCUGUCAAGUGUGGUCUUCCACAUGAAAUGGACAAUAUUUCAAAGAAUGAGAACUAUAGAAAACACCAUCCACUCUGCAUUGCGUCCCUUUUCUCCUCUCAAAUACCAAUUCCGAAUUCGCUGAAUUUAGGUGAAUUGAAGCAGCGAUUGGCAUCAGUACAAAAAAUUAGUCCGAGACCCAAGAUCAAUAAGAUUAUUGAAAAUAGAAUUGCAAUGACAAUUGGAGCAAAUAAAAUGGUUGUUAGUAAAAGCACAGAAAAAUAUGCACCGCUGCACAUGGGUACGUUGGAGACUUCCAAUCACACGCUCAAGAAAACCGGUGACAGUACAAUAGGCGCUAAAGGGAACUCCCAAAACAUGAGCACACAGCUUAGACUUGUUGAAAGAGGAAAGGACACCACAACGUGGCAACUGGAAAAGGCUGUUGAGCCCAAUAGUCGGGACAGGAGCACACAGGUUGAACUUCAUGAGGUUGGAAAAGCCACACCUCUAUCUAGCAAAGCCACCUGUCAGCAAGCUUCGGAAUCAAAUUUGGUUUCUGCAAACCAGAGGACCUCUCAGAUUAGCUCUGUUCUCUUCGAUGACCUGUGGCAACAAUUAGGGAAAAGAGCUGUGGUGAAUCGGGGCUUAUACGAACAGGAAGAUGUGAAUUACUCAAUUUUUAUGGAAACCCAUUUGUGA